This is a messenger RNA of Lindgomyces ingoldianus, 387 nucleotides long. RefSeq lists its product as uncharacterized. The annotation marks the transcript as partial. Gene Ontology annotation, cellular component: mitochondrion. Gene Ontology annotation, molecular function: flavin-dependent sulfhydryl oxidase activity; flavin adenine dinucleotide binding. Lineage: Eukaryota; Fungi; Ascomycota; Dothideomycetes; Pleosporales; Lindgomycetaceae. The record is from RefSeq and is a predicted model, not a curated record. The transcript has 3 exons.
GCUUUGCUGACAGGCCCUGCAAUUGCGCCCAAGUUGGGCAACGCGACUGCGAAGGCCGAACUCGGUCGCGCCGCAUGGAAAGUGCUGCAUACGACAUUCGCGCGGUUUCCCGAAAAGCCCAGCGAUGACGAAAAGGAAGCAUUGCGGUCAUUUGUGCACCUGUUCCAGCGUCUCUAUCCUUGCGGAGAGUGCGCCGAACAUUUUGGAAAAGUGCUAGCAAAAUAUCCCCCGCAAGUCUCGUCGCGGUCCGCAGCAGCCACCUGGGGCUGCUAUGUACAUAACAUCGUCAACAAGAGGCUACACAAGCCGGAAUUUGAUUGUGAGAAAAUCGGCGACGCGUAUGACUGUGGAUGCGGAGACGAAAAAGAUGCAAAGACGAAGGACAAG